This is a messenger RNA of Pteropus alecto (black flying fox), 4021 nucleotides long. RefSeq names its product glucosidase II alpha subunit (gene GANAB). The record is from RefSeq and is a predicted model, not a curated record. Gene Ontology annotation, cellular component: glucosidase II complex. Lineage: Eukaryota; Metazoa; Chordata; Mammalia; Chiroptera; Pteropodidae. The transcript has 25 exons. Gene Ontology annotation, biological process: N-glycan processing; carbohydrate metabolic process. Bases 121 to 3021 code for a protein of 966 amino acids. Gene Ontology annotation, molecular function: glucan 1,3-alpha-glucosidase activity; carbohydrate binding.
CGCCCGACCGUUCCCGGGCCCGGCCAAUCCCAAAGCCGGAAGAGGCGGGCGCUAAGAUACGUGGCUCAACGCUCGCGGGGGGAAGGGAAGCUUGGGGUCAGGGAGCAAACCCGGCACAAGAUGGCGGCGGUACCGGCAGUGGCGGCGCGUAGGAGGCGGUCACGGGCAGGUUUGGUACUGGCUUGUUUAGGGGUCUGCCUGGGAAUCACCCUUGCUGUGGAUAGAAGUAACUUUAAGACCUGUGAAGAGAGUUCCUUCUGCAGGCGGCAGCGAAGCAUACGUCCAGGCCUUUCUCCAUACCGAGCCCUGCUGGACUCACUGCAGCUUGGUCCUGAUGCUCUCACAGUCCAUCUGAUCAAUGAGGUCACCAAGGUAUUGCUGGUGCUGGAGCUCCAGGGGCUUCAAAAGAACAUGACUCGGAUCAGGAUUGAUGAACUGGAGCCCCGGCGGCCCCGAUACCGUGUACCAGAUGUGUUGGUGGCUGAUCCCCCAACAGCUCGGCUUUCCGUCUCUGGCCGUGACGACAAUAGUGUGGAGCUAACCGUGGCUGAAGGACCCUAUAAAAUCAUCUUGACAGCACGGCCGUUCCGCCUUGACCUGCUAGAGGACCGCAGCCUUCUGCUCAGUGUCAAUGCCCGAGGACUCUUAGCUUUUGAGCACCAGAGAGCCCCCAGGGUCUCUUUCUCGGAUAAAGUUAGUCUCACGCUCGGUAGCAUUUGGGAUAAGAUCAAGAACCUUUUCUCUAGGCAAGGAUCAAAAGACCCAGCUGAGGGCGAUGGGGCCCAGCCCGAGGAAACUCCUGGGGAUGGUGACAAGCCAGAAGAGACCCAGGGCAAGGCAGAGAAAGAUGAGCCAGGAGCUUGGGAGGAGACAUUCAAAACUCACACUGACACCAAGCCUUAUGGUCCCACAUCUGUAGGUUUGGACUUCUCUCUGCCAGGCAUGGAGCAUGUGUAUGGGAUCCCCGAGCAUGCAGACAACCUGAGGCUGAAGGUCACUGAGGGUGGGGAGCCGUAUCGCCUCUACAAUUUGGAUGUAUUCCAGUAUGAGCUGUACAACCCCAUGGCCCUGUACGGGUCUGUGCCUGUGCUCCUGGGACACAGUCCUCAUCGAGACCUGGGAAUCUUCUGGCUCAAUGCCGCAGAAACUUGGGUUGACAUAUCCUCCAACACUGCGGGGAAGACCUUGUUUGGGAAGAUGCUAGACUACCUGCAGGGGUCUGGAGAGACCCCACAGACAGAUGUCCGCUGGAUGUCAGAGAGCGGCAUCAUCGAUGUCUUCCUGCUGCUCGGGCCUUCGGUCUUUGAUAUCUUCCGGCAGUAUGCCAGUCUCACAGGGACCCAGGCACUGCCCCCGCUCUUCUCCCUCGGCUACCACCAGAGCCGCUGGAACUACCGGGACGAGGCCGACGUGCUGGAAGUCAGUCAGGGCUUCGAUGACCACAACCUGCCCUGCGAUGUCAUCUGGCUGGACAUCGAGCAUGCCGAUGGCAAGCGGUACUUCACCUGGGACUCCAGCCGUUUCCCCCAGCCCCUCACCAUGCUCGAGCACUUGGCCUCCAAGAAGCGGAAGCUGGUCGCCAUCGUGGACCCGCACAUCAAAGUGGACUCUGGCUACCGCAUACACGAGGAGUUGCAGAGCCUGCAUCUGUACGUUAAAACCCGGGAUGGCUUUGACUACGAGGGCUGGUGCUGGCCAGGUGCAGCUAGUUACCCCGACUUUACCAAUCCCACCAUGAGGGCCUGGUGGGCUAACAUGUUCAGCUUUGACAACUAUGAGGGCUCAGCUCCCAACCUCUAUGUCUGGAAUGACAUGAAUGAACCAUCUGUGUUCAAUGGUCCUGAGGUCACUAUGCUCAAGGAUGCCAAGCAUUACGGGGGCUGGGAGCACCGAGAUGUGCACAACAUCUACGGCUUAUAUGUGCACAUGGCGACUGCUGAGGGACUGGUUCUGCGCUCUGGGGGCGUAGAACGCCCCUUUGUCCUGAGCAGGGCUUUCUUUUCUGGCUCCCAGCGCUAUGGAGCCGUGUGGACAGGAGACAACACCGCUGAAUGGGACCAUUUGAAGAUCUCUAUCCCUAUGUGUCUCAGCUUGGGGCUGGUGGGAAUAUCCUUCUGUGGGGCCGACGUGGGUGGCUUCUUCAAGAAUCCAGCACCAGAGCUCCUUGUCCGUUGGUACCAGAUGGGUGCCUACCAGCCAUUCUUCCGGGCACAUGCCCACUUGGACACCGGGCGGCGAGAGCCAUGGCUGUUACCGUCUCAGUACCAGGACAUAAUUCGAGAUGCAUUGGACCAGCGAUACGCCUUGCUGCCUUUCUGGUACACACUCCUCUAUCAGGCCCAUCGUGAAGGGAUUCCUGUCAUGAGGCCGCUGUGGGUGCAUUAUCCUCAGGAUGUCACCACUUUUAGUAUAGAUGAUCAAUUCCUGCUUGGAGAUGCGUUGCUGGUUCAUCCUGUAUCAGACUCAGGGGCUCAUGGUGUGCAGGUCUAUCUGCCUGGCCAAGGGGAGGUAUGGUAUGACGUUCAUAGCUACCAGAAGCAUCAUGGUCCCCAGACCCUGUACCUGCCUGUAACCCUAAGCAGUAUCCCUGCGUUCCAGCGCGGAGGGACAAUUAUACCUCGGUGGAUGCGAGUGCGGCGUUCUUCCGAGUGUAUGAAGGAAGACCCCAUCACUCUUUUUGUUGCACUCAGCCCCCAGGGUACAGCCCAAGGAGAGCUCUAUCUAGAUGAUGGGCACACGUUCAAUUAUCAGACUCGCCAUGAGUUCCUACUGCGUCGAUUCUCAUUCUCUGGCAACACCCUCGUCUCCAGCUCAGCAGAUCCCAAAGGCCACUUUGAGACACCAGUCUGGAUUGAGCGGGUGGUGAUAAUAGGGGCUGGAAAGCCAGCAGCCGUGGUACUCCAGACAAAAGGAUCUCCUGAAAGCCACCUGUCCUUCCAGCAUGACCCUGAGACCUCUGUGUUGAUCUUGCGUAAGCCUGGUGUUAAUGUGGCAUCUGACUGGAGUAUUCACUUGCGAUAACCCAAGGGACAUUGGGGGGUAGGAGGUAUGGUGGUGAUGAGAGUUACUCCUUCUGCCUUGGAGUUUGACCCUCCCCAGACUUCACCUUCCUUAUCCCGAAACCCAGAUUCUGCCAACAUUUGGGCAGGAGGAGAGGGCUGUUUCUGGGCUCUGGAUUCCAAUUAUGAUCUCCUGACCUCUCCCACCCACUGACACCAAGUCUCCCUUCAUCCCCAACACUCUAUUGCUCUGUGUGGAGCACAUUCACCUGUGAAGACCUGGGGACCACAGCACUCUUGCUUUCCUUUCUCUUUCAUUUCUUUUGGGGGUCCCGAAUCCUCCAGACCCUACUCAUUCACGCCUCUUGUGUGUCGAUGCCAUUUCUUGGAAGAAGAUGAGGGCAGUGAGCUUUCGGGCUCUUUUUCUCCUUCCCCUUCCCUCUCCACCAAACUGCUUUCUCGUUUUAUUUCUUCCUCCUGGCUCUUCUCUGUCAGCUCUCCCCUUUUUAUGCCCCACGGAUACACUGGGACCACCCCUUAUCUGAGAAGGGAUGAAUGGAUCAAAGGAGCGAGGUUGCUGGAGAACUUCCUCUUCCUUCUCUUCUCUCUUGUUCCAGCCUUUCCUUUCCCCAAUUCCUUCUAGAGCUACAGUUCUGACAGGGACAGUUUUGUCUCCUCUGUCCCUUAGGGGAAAGAAGUUUCCAUUCCUUAAGAGGGGUUAGGCAUUGAACUUCUUUGCUUCCUUUUUGUCCCCUUGAGGGGCAUUCAAAAUGGAGAAAUCUGUUGCAGUUUCACUGAAUCACGGUCGCCUGUAUUUAUUGCUGGGAGAAGGCUGAAGAUGGGAGAGAUGAUCAUGUGUGCUCAGGGUUGGCCCAACGCCCUGGGUGGGGGGCGGGGGGGAGGACUAACUGGAGAUGAGGGGGCAUAUUUGUGAGAAUUUUUUUUACUUCCUCUUGGCCCCCAGCUGUGACAGGUUUUGAUAAAAGAAGCAACAAUAAAGAGCUAAACCAUAAAUAACUGUC